GCGCUGACAAUGGACCGAGAAAACGCGUCCACCACUGGCAUAUCUCCUCCCUCGGACAUCGCUUUCAGGAAGCUCUUGACUGCCAGUACGACCGUGGCACUAUCACGGAUCUGGUCCCGAAACAAGGCCCAUGACACUAGCAAAUCCGAUUUAAUUUGGUGAUUAGGUGGAGUGCGGAGAACUAGACGACACGCGACGACGCCUGUACGAAACGGAAAACCGGUCGUGAGGCCGCAAGCAUAGCUUCUUGGGCCUUUCUUUUCUUGGACAUGCCUUCCUUCUCCACGACUACUUAAAGCACUCCUUCAUGGUCGCUGUGCUGCAGAGUGGAGUCCUCGCCUCCGUUCCUCAAGCCAUCUCUCCUCCCUAGCUCUCGAUCCCCCAAUGUCCAAAUUCUCACUCGUUCCUUGCGUUCGUGUUCGCGUCGGUAUCACUCGUUGCUGGCCAUGGCCAGGUCAACCACGUCACUAUCGGGGGAACUACCACUCCUGGCCCCAACCAAUACUGGGCGCAAGCUACGGUCAACCGGGAGACUGCCACUCGCGUCAUGUACAAGGCUUCUUCGCCAGCUUACGUUUUGUCCAGUGACUUCGAUAACAACUCGAAGAUGGCUUGCGAAGGCUCGGCGCGGGCGCCCGCGCCGCAGACCAUGUCGGUUUCUGCCGGUGAAGAAAUCGAGAUCUACUGGGAAGGCGCGACCUCCGAGCUGCGAGGACAGCCCGGGACCGGUUCCCUGACCGCCUACAAUCCCUGGGUCCAUGCGUUCGUGGCUCGAGUCUCCCAUCCUACUGCUGUUUACCUGAAGCUCUGCUCCAGUAUGGGCUUCGUGUUUGAUUACAUCACCUCCUGCAAUGGGCCCUGUACGAACUUCGACGCGACGAACGCUGGCUGGACCAAGCUCGCUCACGCCGGAAUUGACAUGUCGCAGACGAUCUCCAGCGGGCUGCGUCAGACGAUGACAACAAGCCGGAGCGCUAUUACCCCACCAGUGGACCUGGUCUGUGGGGGAUGGCCAAACUUGGCAAUUCAGAAUGGAUCCAAGUGGUGUGACCAUCAAGAUUCCUCCUCGCUCAAGAGCGGACAGUACCUCAUCAGACACGAGCUCGGUGCCGUCCACAAUCCCAAGACGAGUGAUCCGACUUCGGGUCCCCAGCUUUACAUUGCUUGCAUCCAGUUGGAUGUCAAGAACGGAGGGGAUGCCACUCUGCCGGCUGGCACUCAGGCCAAAGACCUGUAUCUCACGAACGGUGCCUUUGCGAACACCAAUGUUCUCGACCCCUCGUUCAACCCUGCCAACGUGCGGAUGCCUGGUCCCCCCAUCUGGAAUGGAGUUAGUGCCUCGGGACACGCUCACAAGCGACACAACGCCAAGAACCGUAUGGCAUAAUUAUUGUAUGUAGAGUGCUGUGCACGAGUUGAUUAUCUAGUCUAGAGGACUGAUGUGACGUAUUCAUCGAGACUGCCAUUGUU
Messenger RNA from Mycena citricolor, 1470 nucleotides. Lineage: Eukaryota; Fungi; Basidiomycota; Agaricomycetes; Agaricales; Mycenaceae. The record is from the annotation of a GenBank genome assembly.